AUGCUGAUAAAGGAAUAUAGAGUAGUGAAUAAUUGUACUUGCGACGAAUAUCAAGUUGCUCAAUUGUAUGCCGUAGCCGAAGCAUCAAAAGCCGAAACUGGGGGAGGUGAAGGAGUAGAAGUAAUCAAAAAUGAACAAUACGAUGAUGAAAAAGGGAGAGGACAAUAUACUUAUAAAAUUUAUCAUCUUUCCAGCAAAGUUCCUGCCUUUAUUAGAGUAUUAGCACCUAGUGGAGCUCUAGAACUUUAUGAAGAAGCUUGGAAUGCUUAUCCGCAUUGUAAGACAGAAAUUAAUCCCAAAUUAUUGAAAUUAUUCUCAAUUAUUUCAAAUAAAUUAUUUCAAAUAAAUUGUUUAUUUCAAAUUAUUCAAUUUUAUCCCAAUUAUCCUAAUUAUUCAAAUUGUCAGAAUGGGUAUAUGAAAGAAAACUUUAAAUUAAUUACCGAAUCCAUGCACGUUGAUAAUAGUCGUGGUGAAAUUGAAAAUGCUUUGAAUAUUCCUCCUGAUUUGUUGGAAAAACGUCAAACAAUACUUAUUGACAUCGCAAAUGAUCCAAUUGAACCGAAAUAUUAUAAUGAGAAAGAAGAUCCUAAAUUAUGUCAUUCGAAAAAGACGGGUCGAGGUCCAUUAUUGGAAAAGAAUUGGAUACAAACUGUUGAACCCGUUAUGACUUGUUAUAAACUUGUUACUGUCGAAUUUAAAUGGUUUGGACUUCAAAAUAAAAUCGAAGCCUUAAUUCAAAAUAUUAUGCAAACCCUUUUCACUAGAUUCCAUAGACAAUUAUUUUGUUGGACUGACCGUUGGUAUGUAGAAAAUAAUAUUGAUACUUCCUCGAAAAGUUGUGAUUAA
Diversispora eburnea is the source of this 846-nucleotide messenger RNA. The record is from the annotation of a GenBank genome assembly. Lineage: Eukaryota; Fungi; Glomeromycota; Glomeromycetes; Diversisporales; Diversisporaceae.